GUUUCUUUUGGAUUAUGCUUGCAGAUACCGAACUCCUCAGUUUUGCUGCAGCAUAUGAGUUGUUCCACCAAAGGCUUUCAAAAGAGACCUUAUUCACUGCAGCAUGUUACGCUUUCCUCGCCUUUGAAUCGUCUCAGGCAAGUCAAGAAACACCCUAGUCCAUGGAGCAACUCACACUCGGCUUUUUUUCCCCCACGACUAACCUCUCUUUACACAGCACACGCCCGUACGCUUGAC
Molecule: messenger RNA, 237 nt
Organism: Radiomyces spectabilis
Lineage: Eukaryota; Fungi; Mucoromycota; Mucoromycetes; Mucorales; Radiomycetaceae
Exons: 1
Source: RefSeq, a predicted model, not a curated record